Messenger RNA from Phragmites australis (common reed), 1816 nucleotides. RefSeq names its product transcription factor PCF3-like. Gene Ontology annotation, cellular component: nucleus. The record is from RefSeq and is a predicted model, not a curated record. The coding region runs from base 269 to 1489 and encodes 406 amino acids. Gene Ontology annotation, molecular function: sequence-specific DNA binding; DNA-binding transcription factor activity. The transcript has a single exon. Lineage: Eukaryota; Viridiplantae; Streptophyta; Magnoliopsida; Poales; Poaceae.
GAAGCAGGCAAGAUUAGGUUAGGCCCCAGCAAUGGUUUUGCUUAGGAUGGCCAUAGCAUAAUCAAAAGCACCCAACCCCACCUCCUCCGAUCCCUCUCAUCGCCAUCCUCCUCCUCUGACCUCUCUCUCUUUCUCUUUCUCUCCCAGCCCCACACCUCUGAGCUCCCUCCUCACGCCCACACUGCGUGCCGCGCACGUGCACACUCUCCGCCGCCGCCUCCUCCUAGUUCUCUGAUCCGGCGAACCAACGCCGCCGUGUUUGUGUUGCAUGAAACGCGCGGGGGAGCGAGCAAACGUAGCUAGCUAUCUAGAUACAGUAGCUUCUUCUGUGUCAGAAAGAAGCAUGGACCAUGGGGCGGCGCCGUCGAGCAGCACGAGCACGAGCACCAACAGCAGCCGGAGCGCCUCCGAGCAGCAGCAGCAGCAGCACCGCCACCACGCGGCGGGGGUGGGGCACCAAUACCACCCGUUCUACUACACCGCGCCGGGGGCCACCACUGCCAACGCAGCCGUGCCGCCGCUGCCGUCGUUCAUGGGCUCGCUCUCCAUGGUGUCCGCGGCCUGCGCCGGCGAGGUGGAGGCGCCGGCGACUGGCUCGCCCGGCGCGGACAAGAAGCAGGCGGUCGUGCCAGCGGCGGCGAAGCGGCCGACCAAGGACCGGCACACCAAGGUGGAAGGUCGCGGGCGGCGGAUACGGAUGCCGGCGCUGUGCGCGGCGCGGGUGUUCCAGCUCACGCGGGAGCUCGGCCACAAGACCGACGGCGAGACCAUCGAGUGGCUUCUGCAGCAGGCGGAGCCCGCCAUCGUCGCCGCCACCGGUACCGGCACCAUCCCGGCCAAUUUCUCCUCCCUCGCCGUCUCCCUCCGCUCUGCCGCCUCGCACCCCUCCGUCUCCCGCGCCGCGGCCUUCCACCACCUCCAGCCGCAGCACGACGUCGCCACCAUGCUGGGGUGGAACCACCACCAGCAGCAGCAACAGCACCAGCUCCUCCCGUCUCCGCCGCCGCAGCAGCACCAGCACCAGCACCAGCAGGCGCCGCAAGAUCCUGGCGCCGGGGAGUUCAUGAGGAAGCGGUACAGGGAGGCCGACGACAACCUGUUCAAGGACACCGCCGCGCGCCAGGAUCCUAACGACGGCGGCGGCGAGCCCGAGGAGCACAAGGCCCGCGCGGCGCCGGCGGCAAUGUGGACCAUGGCGCCAAAUAGCUCCGCGGGCGGCGCCUUCUGGAUGCAGCCCGCGUGGGCCUUCGGCGGCGGGGGGGGCACGGUGCAGGCGCCGCUGCAGUUCAUGUCAACAAGAAGCAACAACUUCCCCGGCGGGAUGGACGCCAACAUCGGCAUGCUCGCCGCGCUCAGCGCCAGCGGCAGCGUGCAACACCACCACCACCAGCAGGAGGCCGAGCAGCAGCAUCAGCAGCUACCGGAGAUGGGCCAGCGCCACCGCGUCGGCGCCGGCGCGAAGGGCGGAGACGCCUCGAGCCCGCAGUGAUCAGCAAGAACCGAUCGAGCCGGCAUUUGAGCAACGAACUCAACAGCGAUGGAAUCGCAUGGUGAAGAUGCCUAAUGAGCUGUGCUGGUGGUGCAAGCAUUUGGUGAUUAGGGCAGCAGGGUUAAUGCCUUAAUUGCUUGCUUAAUUAGGUGGUUGCUACUGCUCUAGCUGAUUAAUCAAUUGGUUGUUUAGUUUAUUUUUGGAGGGAUUAUUUAGUUUUCUAGAUCUUUGGACUAAUCUAUGAUUGUGCUGAUUAGCAGUGGGUCCGAUUAAAUCAGAAACAUCAGACUGUCAUUUGUUAUGUUAUGGUGCCAAGAAGCUAAGAUU